This is a messenger RNA of Elaeis guineensis (African oil palm), 1575 nucleotides long. Its product is annotated as mitochondrial import receptor subunit TOM40-1. Gene Ontology annotation, cellular component: mitochondrial outer membrane. Gene Ontology annotation, biological process: protein import into mitochondrial matrix. Gene Ontology annotation, molecular function: transmembrane protein transporter activity. The record is from RefSeq and is a predicted model, not a curated record. Lineage: Eukaryota; Viridiplantae; Streptophyta; Magnoliopsida; Arecales; Arecaceae.
CACUCCAAACAAUACCCCUCCCCCCCUCCAUCCCGUUCUUCCCCUCCCUCCACCCUCCUCCUCCGGAAGGAAAAGAAGGACCGCUCUUCUUAACCUACUGCGCCGCCUUCUCAUGAUUAUUUCGCCCCUGAAUUUUUUAUCUCGCCUUCUUCUCUCCCGAUAACUUGCCGACUUGGAAACUCCCUUUCCUCUUUCUAGCGCGAUGGGAUCGUCCGUCAGCCACGCCGCCGCCUCCCCGCCAUCCAUCCCUCCACCGCCACCGCACGCCGUCGGCCUCGCUGGGGUUCUACCCCCGAAGUCGGAGGAGAAAAGCGAGAAGAAGGUCGACUGGUUGAAUCUCCCGUGCCCCGUUCCCUUCGAGGAGAUCCAGCGCGAGGCAUUGAUGUCGUUGAAGCCAGAGCUUUUUGAAGGAUUGCGUUUUGACUUUACAAAGGGCCUAAAUCAAAAGUUUUCACUCAGCCACAGUGUUUUCAUGGGAUCCAUGGAAGUUCCUUCACAGUCUUCUGAUACUAUCAAAGUCCCUACUGCACAUUAUGAAUUUGGUGCCAAUUUUCUGGACCCAAAGUUAAUGCUUGUUGGAAGGGUGCUUACUGAUGGAAGACUGAAUGCGAGAGUCAAAUGUGAUCUGAGUGAUAACCUGACUUUGAAAAUCAAUGCACAGCUCACUAAUGAGCCACACUACUCUCAAGGCAUGUUUAACUUUGAUUACAAGGGCAAGGAUUACAGGUCUCAAUUUCAAAUAGGGAACAAUGCCUUUUAUGGGGCCAAUUAUAUCCAGAGUGUCUCACCACAUUUAUCCUUGGGUAGUGAAGUCUUUUGGCUGGGUCAUCAAAGGAAGUCUGGUGUUGGUUUUGCAGCUCGAUAUGACACAGAUAAGAUGGUUGCAACAGGGCAAGUUGCCAGCACUGGAAUAGUUGCACUGAGCUAUGUUCAAAAAGUUUCUGAGAAGGUUUCCCUUGCAUCUGAUUUCAUGUACAAUCUUAUGACAAGAGAUGUGACUUCAAGUUUUGGUUAUGAUUACAUCCUUAGACAGUGUCGUUUAAGGGGGAAAAUUGAUUCUGCUGGUUGUGUGGCUGCUUAUCUUGAGGAGCGACUUAAUAUGGGUGUCAAUUUUAUUCUUUCUGCAGAGAUUAAUCAUCCGAAGAAAGACUACAAAUUUGGGUUUGGUAUGACUGUAGGAGAGUAAAGCUUCUUGUAACAUUUCUUCACAAGAAUUAAUGGUUCUCUGGUAGCUGGUAUUGCCGGCUGGGCAUUGUUAGGUUUCAUGGAUUCUGGGCUGACAAUUCUCAACAGUUCGUCAAGUUCUGCCUGGAAAGUUUAUUGAUGUUGAAGGUUUAUAGAAAAAACAAACACAUUUUUGUAAUUUUAUUAGUUGAUUUCCAGCAUUUAGGUAAAGGCAUUUGGUGGCCAUUUGAUAAUUAUGACAUUUUUAGGCCAUGAUUCUUUGUUCAUCACGGAUGGAACAAGUUGUAUAACAAAGCUAAUCAAAGAUAGGUUAUCCUGGUCUUUCAUUUAGAUAUUCUAAUUUUGCAAAAGUUUUGCCUAUAAAUCAGAAAACUCUUCUUGGCUUGGGCA